This is a messenger RNA of Cadophora gregata, 3106 nucleotides long. RefSeq lists its product as uncharacterized. The transcript is spliced from 6 exons. Gene Ontology annotation, molecular function: dihydroxy-acid dehydratase activity. The coding region runs from base 1 to 1821 and encodes 606 amino acids. The record is from RefSeq and is a predicted model, not a curated record. Gene Ontology annotation, biological process: branched-chain amino acid biosynthetic process. Gene Ontology annotation, cellular component: mitochondrion. NCBI's taxonomy places the organism in Eukaryota, Fungi, Ascomycota, Leotiomycetes, Helotiales, Ploettnerulaceae.
AUGGAGACUUCAACGAAUGGACAUUCGACUUCUCACCAGAAAGGGUAUGCAGAGUUCCCACAUUUGGCUCGAGAUGCUACACAUGAUGGAAAGCCGGCUUUGAAUCGAUACUCGACAUUCAUUACACGGAAACAUGAUUUUCCCGCUGCGAAGGCAAUGCUGUACGCAGCGGGUGUUCCGGACGAGGAGACGAUGAAGAAUAGCCCCCACGUGGGAGUUGCUUCAGUUUGGUGGGAAGGAAAUCCAUGCAAUAUGCAUUUACUUGAUCUUGGAAAAGCCAUCAAAGAAUCCGUACAGAAAGAAGGCUUUCUAGGCUGGCAAUACAACACCAUCGGAGUCUCAGACGCAAUCACCAUGGGAAAUGAGGGCAUGCGUUUCUCGCUUCAAUCCCGUGAGAUCAUCGCCGACAGCAUCGAGACAGUGACAUGUGCCCAACACCACGACGCCUGCAUCGCCAUCCCCGGCUGUGACAAAAACAUGCCUGGCUGUGUAAUCGGAAUCGCUCGCCACAACCGGCCUUCUAUCGUCGUGUACGGCGGCACCUUGAGGAGCGGAUUCAGCAAAACGCUCGGGAAAGCCGUUGAUAUCAACUCCUGCCAGGAAGUCCAUGGAGCCUAUUUAUUCGAUACUCUGAAGUAUUGGAGUAAAGAGGAUAAGUCCGCAACACCGGAGCAGAUCAUGUGUGAUGUGGAGAGGAAUUCGGUUGUUGGGCCGGGUGCUUGUGGUGGGAUGUAUACAGCCAAUACGCUCGCCACUGUGAUCGAAACACUGGGCCUCUCCCUCCCUGGCUCAUCCAGCACACCGGCAUCCGCGCCCUCCAAAAUGCGAGAAUGUGCUCGUAUAGGUGCGGCGAUUCGAGUUUGUCUGGAGAAAGACAUCAAACCACGAGAUAUCCUCACCAAAAAGGCAUUCGAGAACGCACUCGUGAUGAUAAUGGCAAUCGGUGGUUCAACAAAUAGCGUUCUUCACAGUCUCGCUAUGGCAAGAAGUGCAGACGUUGAUUUAACACUCGAUGAUUUCCAGCGCGUAUCAAACAAAAUCCCUUUCAUUGCGAAUCUCGCUCCAAGCGGAAAGUAUAGUAUGGCGGACCUCUACGAAAUCGGUGGAAUUCCCUCUGUCAUGAAAAUCCUCAUUGCGGGAGGUCUCCUUGAUGGAAGCGCGCUGACCGUGACUGGCAAAACACUCGCCGAGAAUGUCGAGUCCUGGCCUUCUCUCCCACAAGGUCAAGAGAUCAUCCGCUCGCUGGAUAAUCCGAUUAAAAGUAGUGGACAUCUCGAGAUCUUGCGAGGGAAUAUCGCGCCGGGUGGAGCGGUGGCGAAGAUCACGGGGAAGGAAGGGAUGAGGUUUACGGGCAAGGCGAGGGUUUUCAAUAAGGAAGUUGAACUUACGAGGGCGUUGAAUCAGGGGAAAUUCUCGAAUACUGAGAAUCUUGUUUUGGUUGUGAGGUAUGAGGGUCCGAAAGGUGGACCUGGUAUGCCGGAACAGCUUCGUGCUUCUGCGGCACUGAUUGGAGCUGGGUUCAAGAAUGUGGCGCUGAUUACUGAUGGGAGGUAUUCUGGUGCUUCGCAUGGAUUUAUUGUUGGACAUAUCGUGCCCGAAGCAGCAGUCGGAGGUCCCAUUGCGAUUAUUCAGGACGACGAUAUCAUCGACAUUGACGCACAGACUAAUGAGCUGAAGAUGCCACAUGUGAGCGAUGAAGAGAUUCAGAGGAGACUGAAAGAGUGGAAACCGCCCGUGCAGACUAUUACGAGGGGUGUGUUGGGGAAAUACGCGAGGUUGGUGGGUAAUGCUUCGGAGGGCGCGGUGACGGAUAUUUUCUGAGGGGAUCUCGAAAAUUGAGACGGAGGAGUUGGGCUUGGAAAAUAGAUGGAGAUUAUUUAGUUAUGUCUAGAUAGAUGGUCGUUCUGAAAUUGUACUCUUCCUGUCUUUGUGUCGGGGUUGGUACCCACUGUUUCGAGCCUCUCAGCUUCCACUUCAUCCAUCCUCCUGACAAUACUUCCUCCAAUUAUGCUGCUCCUCAAACCCCAACAUCUCCUUCAUCUUCCUAUUCGACAUCGGCGCCUCUCUCCUACCUAUAUUCCUCGUAAACGGCGUCUCCGGACACAUCCUCUUCAAAAACCCCUCCGUACUCCCAUCCCUCGAGACAAAAUUCGUAAUCUCAUCAUUUGUCGCAUUGAAAACCUGCCAUUCCAACCCAUCAACCCUCACACACCUCUCACACAUCUCCCCUAAGUCCCUGGCAUCGGUGUACGACCACCCGUGGACCUUCCACUCUUCUGGCUUCUCAAUGUAAGCGUUAAAGACGUCCGUCUUGUACUCCUCGGGUGUGAUGAGUGCUCCUAUUCUUAAGGCGUAGAUGUCGGUUCCAAAUCGACGAGCGAACCCUCGAGCGAUUCUCUCACCGCAGAGUUUGGAGAUGGAAUAGGUGUCUGUAGGGUUCACGUCGAUUUCUUCAUCAAUGGGAAAGGAUGUGAAAUCGACAUCUCCCUCACCGAAUGUGACGCCAUAGACACAGACUGAGCUUGCGAUGAUGAUUUUUGGUAUUCCGAGUUUGCAAGCUGCUUCGAUAACAUUGUAUGUCCCAACAGUAUUAACGCGGAAUGUCUCAUUGUCUGGGACGAGCAUAUUGCGAGCGUGGCCCGCGAGAUGGAUCACAGCGUCUGGAGGCUGGAAGGGGUGUGAGUGGAUUGGAAAGGGCUGAGUGAGUUUGAAAGGUGAGGUGAGCGCGUUAAAGACUUGACCGCUGGAUGUAAGGUCUGUUUUGAUUGUAUGGACGUCGGGGAUUGGUUGAGAUGGUACGGUGAGGUCUAGAUUGAGGAUCUCGUGGCCACGGGAAAGAAGGUGCGGAAUUAUGUAUUGGCCUGCUUUUCCGGAACCGCCUGUUACGAUGAUUCGCUUGCCUUUGGAUAGUGAAGAGGUACUGGAGUAGAAGCGUGAGGAGAGAACAUGUUCCAGGCGGAGAGUGUGCCGGAGCAUGUUAGAGCUGACCCGAUUGGGGAGGAGAUUUGAGCUGGGCGUAGAUCAUUAAAGAAACAAUCAGAUACAAUGUGUCAAAACUCCCACCUUUGAAUUUGAGCUGGCUCUUCUCUCUGGUAUCGCAAGGACC